Molecule: messenger RNA, 3143 nt
Organism: Lynx canadensis (Canada lynx)
Lineage: Eukaryota; Metazoa; Chordata; Mammalia; Carnivora; Felidae
Gene: IL33R
Product: interleukin 1 receptor like 1
Exons: 10
Coding region: 300-2063 (587 amino acids)
Biological process (GO): signal transduction
Molecular function (GO): interleukin-33 receptor activity; interleukin-1 receptor activity; interleukin-33 binding
Source: RefSeq, a predicted model, not a curated record
UGGUAGGACGUCUUUGGCUGCCUCCCCUUCAAAAUAAAAGAGAGAGUUCAUGCACCUGAGGACUCUUCAAGGAAGGAGCCAGAAGAGGUGGAAGCUGUUCUUAGCUCAGUCAUUGACUUGGAGUCCCUUCCCUUCUGUCCUUCACUUUGGUUGAGACAGUGAAACCGCUUUCCAGCUAUAAAUUUCAGGGGCCACCGUCUACCUCCUAGGAGAGACCUUUACCAUCACAUGUCACGGAUUCGCCUUGAAUAAUCUCAACAGUUAGUUACCAACACUUGCUCUGGAUUGAAGAACUGACAAUGCGACUUUGGGUCUUGGCACUUUCAACAAUUCUGGUACAUUCCACAGCAGCCAAGUUUAGCAAAUCAUCCUGGGGCCUGGAAAAUGAGGCUUUAAUCGUGAGAUGUCCUAGGCAAGGACGAUCUCGAUACCCUGUGGAUUGGUAUUACUCAAAAACCAACAAAUGUAUCACUACCCAGAAAAGAAAUCAUGUACUUGCCUCAGGGGAACGUCUUAAGUUUCUCCCAGCCAAAGUCAACGAUUCUGGAAUUUAUACUUGCGUUAUCAGAAGCCCUACCUUCAAUAAGACUGGCUAUGUGAACGUCACCAUAUAUAAAAAACUGCCAAAUUGCAAUAUUCCAGAUCAUCUGAUGUAUUCGACAACACUUGGAUCAGAAACAAAUUCCAAAAUAUAUUGUCCUACGAUUGACUUGUACAAUUGGACGGCACCUAUUGAAUGGUUUAAGGAUUGUAAAGCUCUUCAAGGACCAAGGUAUCACACACACAAGACAUUUUUGCUGAUUGACGGUGCAACUAGCAAGGACACAGGUGAUUAUACAUGUAAAUUUAUACACAAUGAAAAUGGAGUCAAUUAUAGCGUGACAGCGACCAGAUCACUCACAGUGAACGAUGAAGAAGGCUUUUCUUUGUUUCCAGUAAUUAUAGCCCCUCCACAAAAUGAAAUAAAAGAAGUGGAAAUUGGAAAACCAGCAAGCAUACCCUGCUCCGCUUGCUUUGGGAAAGGCUCUCAGAUCAUGGCCGGCAUCCUGUGGAAGGUGAAUGGAAGCAAAGUUCAGAACUUUGGAGAACCAAGAAUUCACGAGGACCGGGAGCAAAAUCAAAGGUAUUUUUAUACUGAAGUUAAAACGUCCCUUCCUCCUCCCACACAAUUUGCAACUGCAAAGCAAGUAUUAAAGGUAACAGGUUGCCUCCUUAGUUCCAGCAAUGAGUUGACUUGUCUGAGCACCGUUUUAAAAAUAGAGCCUGUGAGAGAAGAAGACUUAUCUGUGGAGUAUGACUGCCUGGCUCUGAAUUUGCACGGUUGGACACGGCACACCAUAAGACUAAAGCGGAGAAGUCCAAUUGACGAUCAAAGUACCUACCACAUACUGACAGGAUUUAGCAUCUUGUUAAUGCUAAUCAAUAUCAUGGUGAUAACGCUAAAAGUGUUCUGGAUUGAGUUUAUUCUGCUCUGGAGAGACAUAGCUAGACCUUACAAAAGUAGGAAUGAUGGAAAGAUCUACGAUGCUUACGUUAUCUAUCCGCGGAACUAUACAAAUAGUCCUGAGAAGGCCAGUGCUGUGGGAUAUUUUGUUUACCAGAUUCUGCCUGAUGUUCUGGAAAAUAAAUGUGGUUAUAACUUAUGCAUUUACGGGAGAGACAUGCUACCUGGAGAAGAUGCAGCCACCUCAGUGGAAACCAGCAUACGAAAGAGUAGGCGGCACAUUUUUAUCCUGACUCCUGAAAUCACUCACUGCAGGGAGUUUGCCUACGAGCAGGAGAUCGCCUUGCACAGUGCCCUCAUCCAGAACGACUCCAAGGUGAUUCUUAUAGAAUUAGAGGCUCUGAGCAAGCCAGGAGGGAUGCAGUUUGGGGAGCUCCAAGAUUCCCUCAAGCACGUCGUGGAAAUGCAAGGUACCAUCAAGUGGAAGGAAGAUGAUGUGGCCAACAAACGGUCCCUGAAUUCCAAGUUCUGGAAGCACGUGAGGUACCACAUGCUUGUGCCAAACAAACCCUCAAGGAAGACAUCCACUUGGGCUUCCCUGAGUACCCAGGGGCAGUAGCGCUUGCUUUGAUGUGCUGGUGCACCAGAUUUCCUAGAUCUGCAUUCCUUCUGGCAGGAUUACGCCCUUGGGCCAGACACUGGAGCAGAGGCAUGAGAAAUGGGGACAUGUCAAGGGUGUUCAGGCCUCAGGUUUCAUCUAGCAACUUUACUUCCAUUUUCCUGAUUCUGGGUGGAUGCAAAAUGCCCCGAAAUUUUUAUCCUCGCUCCCCCUCUCUUCACCCCACAUUUCCUUCCCUUUCUCCUUUUGCUGGUCUUUCUCCAUAAGACCUAGGAUCUUUUCACUAUUCUUUUUUUCCCUCUUUCUCUCUCUUUCUUGUUCUCCUGCCCCGUUUUCCUGGUCAAUAUUCUACAUUUUGAACCAACAAAAAGCAUUAGAGCGAAAUUUUCAUGUAACCAUGAAGAACACUCCGAUUCCCACAAGCAGAAUAUUAGCUGCAAAUCUUGUUUCCAACCUACCAAAAAUUAUAUUUUAUUUUAAUGGGUGCUAAGUUUUAUCAUCUCAAUAUUGUGGAUACCAUUGGGGUCCCUUACCCAACUGCCAUUACAAUCAGUAUUUGAAGUUCUAAAGUCGCUUUGAUAUAUUUUUAUUUUCCUUAGAAAUAUUUUUUUCUCACUCUAAAAGUUACAGAAGAACAGAAAAUAUCAAAGAAGAAAAGAGUGAGCAUUAUCUACAAAUCCAUCAUCCUAAGAUAAUGACUUUUAAACAUUUGGGUAAAUUUGUAUUUAAAAAUUUUUAACUUGUACUUAAAUGUUAUGUUAAUAUAGCUGAGCUCGCACAGUGUGUAGGGUUUAUACAUUUUUUUCUACUUAACAUCAUAAUAAAAACAUUUGACAUGUCACUUAAAUUUUAACAUUUUAACUAUUCAUAGAGUUCUAUUUCACAGUUGUGCCACAGCUGACAUGCCUAAUUAGUUAUUGUUGUAUACUUGAGUUGUGUUGAGUUUAAAUAGCCAUCAUUAUAAGUAAUUUUGCAAUGACCAUACCAGCAUAUUUUAUAUUCCCCAGUUACAAUUUUUGAACUUAAAACAGUGUUUGUUUAUUUAUUUUGAGAGAGAGAGAGAAAGAGAAAGAGAGUGGG